Messenger RNA from Mercenaria mercenaria, 2416 nucleotides. RefSeq lists its product as uncharacterized. Lineage: Eukaryota; Metazoa; Mollusca; Bivalvia; Venerida; Veneridae. Bases 269 to 655 code for a protein of 128 amino acids. The record is from RefSeq and is a predicted model, not a curated record. The transcript is spliced from 5 exons.
UAACCUUUCAGAGUUGAGAACUGCCAUAUUUGAGCCGCUUCGGGUUCGCAACAUGCAUAUUACUAAAGAGUUGGACAUUAACUUCAACAAUAUUACUUUGAUAUAAAAUGUAACGCAUGAUAAUUGUAAUUUCGAAUUUUGUAUGGAAUUUUUUAUGUAGGUGAAAUAUAAUUUUGAUGAAUAUCUAUUAUUCUAGGGAUUUUCAGUAAAACUGAAUUAUUUGCAAGAGAUACUUCUAGGAAAGUGAGAGAAAAAGAGAAUAAAGAAGAUGUGUUGUAACAACACUUUUGGUGUCAUAUUCAAAAUGUUUAUCGUCGGAGCUGUUGUUACGGUGCUAUGUGAUGGACAGUUAGAUAUACACAAAAGACUGCCCAAUGUGUUGCACCAGCUUGCGUUGAAGAAACUAUCAGGAACAUAUUUCAAUAAAGCUUUACAACGCUCAUUAGCCAAGGCAAGGGAGCGGCGCGGACAUUUGUCAGAUGCAGGUUACGGCUCAAGAGUUUCUGCAGGAUCUAACAUCGCUAGCGCCGUCAUGGCUCGACAAGGCCUGUUUGGUAUAACUGGUCCCGGAAGACGAAAGCGGCGUAAUUCAGCACGGGAGAGCAAUGGAAUAAAUACACAAAUGUUUCUACAGUACACACAAAAUACUUUCUAACAUGGAUAUUAUUCCGUUCUUUGUGUUAGUUUUAUAUUUGAACCCUUUCGAUUGUACUCCUUACGUACAGAUCAACUGCAAUAAUUCAUUAUAAUACGGCACUUUUUAAGAUUUGAUAUUAUUAGCUUCAUGUGGACAGAUCAUAUGGAGGUACUUUCACAAUCACACAGUUAAAGAAUCUUCAGAAGAAUUUAUGUGUUUUCUUUUCUUUAGAGAUACGUUGGUCUUGUUAUACAGAUGUUUGUUGCUCUAGGUAGAAUAAGUUCUGCUCACAUAAUUUCUUGAAACCCGUUCAAGAGGGUUGCGCUAAUACUGGAAUUAAAAGAACUUGUACAAAAACUGUCAGCUUAUAAUAAUUUUAGUAACAUGGGUGGGCCAAUGUUCCUACUCAACCACCAUUAAUUAAUCCUCGUAUGUUAUGAAAAGAACUGAUUCCAGGAUGCUUAAACACACUAAAUGCAUAAAAAUAGUUUUAUUUUUCAUGCUUAAUACUAGAUAUUUUUGAAUACAAUAUAUAUAUUCCGGACCAUCCAGUACUGGUUUUUCCAGGAAGCGGACUCGAGAGUGGUUCCAAUAAGCUUGAAGCUUUUGUCACAAUCGAGCUAAAACAAAUAAGUACAUGUUGUAUAAACUAAACUAACUAACUGAAAACAAUUAGAACCGAUUGUGAAGUACUCAACACAGUCUGUAACGUACUGGUGCAUAAUCAUAAUGUUGAAUAUCUGUUGGAAGAUACCGGAGUAUUCUUCAUUAUAUCAUAUGCAUACUUAGACAUGCUAACUCAAACAGAUUUGAAACAAUUUAAACCAUUUGAAACAGUUCCAAAGAACACUCAAUGUCUUCUGACGAACAUUUAAAGAUACAUAUCACAGCAUCAAAAGCAGCGGUUAAAUCUAAUUUAGAUUCAUUUUAUAUACUGAAAGACAAUUUGUAUUUAUGAGAUAUACUGUGCAUAUUUCUAGGAGUAUUUAAUAAUAUAUUCAUAACCAUAUCAACAAUUAUUAUGAACACCCACAAAAAUUAAAUUAGAUUCAUUCUGAAACAGGUUUGGAAUACUAUAAAAAAUUUAGAGAAAUAUUGAUUCACUUAUAAAUAAAUAAAUAUCACGAACAUUUUAAUAAGGCCAGCUCAAAUGUUUAGAUUUUAAUGAAACAUCUACAUCGUACAUGUACUUUAUUUUAUAUAUCCAAAAAAAUUUUAGUAACGCAAAAUAAGUAUUUAAUGUAAAAUGCAGUAUUAAUAUAUAACAUAUAAUAUUCUAAACUGGAUAAAACUCAAAUGAUUUACAGUAAGUAUCCUCAUGUACUUAUUCAUAAAAAAUGUUGAUAAAAUUCAAGCAUUUAAUUUACCGUGAAAGAUUAAAAAUGUUCUAUCAUCUUUAUUUGUGCAAGAUUAUAAUCACUCUUUCUGAAAUAAUUUUGUUGAAAAUAUGUUGCAUGGUGUUCAGUUUCAUUAACAAUGAUUAAUAAUGAUCUUUGAUAAUAAACUUUGAAACCAAUAAUUCAAGUGUUAUAUUUAGUAACGUCAUAGCGUAAAUUACGUACAUGAGCAUUUUGAAACCUGGAAGUAAAGACUAUAUUGUGUGCUUUGAGUGUUCAUGUUAUACAAAUCUAAAGUAAUUUAACAGUAAGGUUCAAGAAAAUUUAUAAUUCAAUAUUAUAAUAAUUGCGUUUACAAGAUAUCGUAUAUUUUUCUGCUUAAGUUUAAAUGGCGUUACUUCUAUCUUUAUAUCUAUUUUGUUCUGUUAUAGAAUGCUGAUAA